Messenger RNA from Zophobas morio, 1147 nucleotides. RefSeq names its product ras-related protein Rab-32-like. Gene Ontology annotation, molecular function: GTPase activity; GTP binding. The transcript is spliced from 6 exons. Lineage: Eukaryota; Metazoa; Arthropoda; Insecta; Coleoptera; Tenebrionidae. Gene Ontology annotation, cellular component: lysosome; Golgi apparatus; phagocytic vesicle. The record is from RefSeq and is a predicted model, not a curated record. The coding region runs from base 158 to 865 and encodes 235 amino acids. Gene Ontology annotation, biological process: endosome to lysosome transport; phagosome-lysosome fusion.
GUACAAGUUUAGCGCCAAUUCCACCUGUCUGAACCCAAGUGCGGUGAUAGAUAAGUGUGAGCUAACAAUGAGGUAGUCGAUAAUUAUAUUUUUUUACACACGUUUCGAGUAACUCUUUUGUCACUUUUUGCGAUUCUGUUAUGACAAAAAAAAAAUAAUGGAUAGUGAAAACAGUGCCAAUGAGGAAUCACUCCAGUCUGUGGCGUCAGAAGAAAGUGAUCUUCUGCUGCAAUUUCGAAAAAAAGAACUGCUCUUUAAAAUUCUAGUCAUUGGAGAUUUUGGAGUUGGAAAAACUUCCAUAAUCAGGAGAUAUGCUGAUGGUACUUUUUCCUCUUCCUAUAAAAUAACCAUUGGAGCCGACUUUGCGAUUAAAAGCAUAUCUUGGGACAAAAAUACUCAAAUAAAUAUACAAUUAUGGGACAUCGCGGGACACGAAAGAUUCGGAUCCUUGACAGGUGUAUAUUAUCGAUAUGCUGUGGCUGCAGCCAUCGUUUUCGAUUUAACUCGUCCAGAGACCUUUAGAUCUGUGGAAAAAUGGCUACUAGAUCUGAGACGUAAGGUGCAUCUGCCUGGUAGUCACCCCGUUCCAGUUGUAAUUUUAGCAAACAAAGGUGAUAUUACCAUAGCCACACUGCCUAACGAGAUUGUGAACUUCUGCGAAAAAUAUAAUAUUCUAGCAUGGUUCAUUACAUCAGCCAAAGACAACGUUCAUAUAGAUGAAGCAAUGUUAACGUUAAUAAACGCAGCGGUUGAUAAUCACGAGCGUUUACAGUUUCCUGCCACUGUAGAUAACGACGUAGUCAGGUUGCAAAAUGAUGACACUCAGUUCUAUCAAAAUGAAAAGAAACACUGCUGUCAAAGAUGAACUUAAAUAGGUCACUGUUUGAAAUUUGUACAAUGGAUAUUUUGUGGUAAAACUAUAUUUUGUAACAAACAUGUACUAACGAUGGCAAUAACAAAAAUAGAAAAUUAGAUCAGGUUGGAUUUUGGCCCAGCUUUUGAGCUGCCGCGAGUGCAUUUUCAUUGGCAAGCAUCUGAAACUCUUGGAACCUCUGGGAAAUUCUUUGGUUUACUUUAAGAAAUUUUUCUAGACAAUUUAGCGCACACCUAUCCUGCAAUUGAUGAACUGAAUAAAAGUUGCAACGUU